Messenger RNA from Nicotiana attenuata, 1028 nucleotides. RefSeq names its product polyadenylate-binding protein 2-like. Gene Ontology annotation, molecular function: RNA binding. The transcript has 6 exons. The coding region runs from base 64 to 657 and encodes 197 amino acids. Lineage: Eukaryota; Viridiplantae; Streptophyta; Magnoliopsida; Solanales; Solanaceae. The record is from RefSeq and is a predicted model, not a curated record.
CCCCAUCGUCUCUUUUUAGCCUCAUACGUAAAUAUUUUGGCGAGGAAGAGAGAGGGAACGGCAAUGGAGGACGACGUGGAGAUGGCGGCCGCCGAUAACAGAGCAGCCGUGGAAAUGGAUGAGAUGAAGAAGAGGUUGAAGGAGAUGGAGGACGAAUCUGCUGCUCUACUUGAAAUGCAAGCCAAAGUUGAGAAAGAAAUGGGUUCCGUUCAAGACCCUGCUGCUGCUGCUGCUACUCAAGCGAACAGGGAAGAAGUGGAUGGUCGAUCUGUCUUUGUUGGCAAUGUGGAUUAUUCAUGCACUCCAGAAGAAGUGCAACAGCAUUUUCAGGCAUGUGGCACAGUUAACAGAGUAACUAUCCGGACUAACAAAUUUGGGCAACCGAAAGGAUAUGCCUAUGUUGAGUUUCUCGAAGCGGAAGCUGUUCAAGAGGCUCUUCUUCUGAAUGAAUCUGAACUUCAUGGCCGCCAAAUUAAGGUAUCAGCAAAGCGAACUAAUGUUCCUGGUAUGAAGCAGUUUCGUGCAAGGCGUCCAAACCCGUAUAUGGGAUUUCGCGGCCAAACACCUUUCAUGCCUGCUCCUUAUUUUUAUUCUCCUUAUGGAUAUGGGAAGGUUCCUAGGGCUAGGGCACCCAUGCGUUAUAGCCCCUACUUUUGAGAUGUUGCCUUUCUGGAGACAUACGUACCGCUGGAAUGGAAUAGAUAAACAUCUCAUUAAAAGUAGUAGCGACUUACCACAUGUAUGGCUAAUUGCCUUUGCAGAUCCUAUUUAUCAUGAAAUCAUGCUGUUAGAGGCCUUUGUGGCAGAGUUUGUAAUCAUUAAUUCGAUUAUUGUGUCCUCGAGAGCUCUAUUACAUAGAGGUUUUAAAUUUUUAAUGUCAAAUUUGUUGCAGUUGAAUGCGGAACCAACAUUGCUAUCUCCCCUGGGGGACCAAAAAGAAGGGGAAAAAACUGUUUCUUGUAUUAUUUUGCGGUCUCUAUGUUGGCUGAAAGGCCGAGCAAUAUUCUUAUUCCAAAAAGGUUCAGUUG